Molecule: messenger RNA, 2895 nt
Organism: Strigops habroptila (Kakapo)
Lineage: Eukaryota; Metazoa; Chordata; Aves; Psittaciformes; Psittacidae
Product: filamin-A-like
Exons: 11
Coding region: 1-2040 (679 amino acids)
Biological process (GO): actin cytoskeleton organization
Molecular function (GO): actin filament binding
Source: RefSeq, a predicted model, not a curated record
AUGGGGCCGGGGGGUCACUAUGGGGCCGGGAGUGGUGCCUAUGGGUCCCUACGGGCCCGGGGGGGUCCCGCUGCCCCGCUCGCGCUCUAUGGGGCUGGGGCAGGAAGCGCCGGUGGGGGGGGGGGCGGGCAGGAAGUGACAUCACGGGGCGGGGGGGAGGGGGGGGCCGCAGGGGGGACCCCGACACCCGCCCGCGGCCCGCGCAGGCCCGAGCGGGACCGGAGCCGCCGCGUCCGUAGCGCCGGCGCCCGCGGGGGGAGCGGGGCCCCCCCCCGAGCACCGGGACCCCCCCGAGCACCGGGACCCCCCCCCGGGAGUAGCUCGGGGGUGGGGGCACCGGACCCCCCCCCAGCGCCAGACCCCCCCCAUGGGAUGGAGCUGAGGGGCCACAUCCUGCCCCCCGGCACGCACAGCCCCGCAGGGCCGGGCACGGGGCGGCUGCAGGAGCUGCGGGAGCGGCAGCGGGGGCUGCGCCAGGGUGACCCAAUGCCCCACGGAAGGGACCCCAAUGCCCCCCCCCGCCCCCCCCCACCCCGGGGGUGCUGUGGAGGGCGCUGGGCUCCGCUGACCCCCCCCGUGGCGGCAGAGCUGAGCGAGCACGAGGUGUCGGCGGUGGUGACGGGCCCGUCGGGGCAGGCGGUGGCGGCGCAGGCGCUGGAGGGCGACGGCGGCACCUACAGCAUCCGGUUCGUGCCGGCCGAGACCGGCGUGCACUCGGUCAGCGUGAAGGACCGGGGCCAGCACGUGCCCGGCAGCCCCUUCCAGUUCACCGUGGGGCCGCUGGGCGAGGGGGGGGCUCACAAGGUGCGAGCCGGGGGACCCGGACUGGAGCGCGCCGAGGCGGGGGUGCCAGCCGAGUUCAGCAUCUGGACGCGGGAGGCGGGCGCCGGCGGCCUCUCCAUCGCCGUGGAGGGGCCCAGCAAGGCCGAGAUCGCCUUCGAGGACCGCAAGGACGGCUCCUGCGGCGUCUCCUACGUGGUGCAGGAGCCGGGUGACUACGAGGUGUCGGUGAAGUUCAACGAGGAGCACAUCCCCGAGAGCCCGUUCGUGGUGGCGGCGGCGGCGCCGUGUGACGCUGCGCGGCGCCUCACUGUUUCUAGCCUUCAGGAAUCGGGGCUCAAGGUUCACCAACCCGCCUCCUUCGCCGUGAGCCUCAACGGGGCCAAGGGGGCGCUGGACGCCAAAGUGCACAGUCCCUCGGGGGCCCUGGAGGAGUGUCACAUCACCGAGGUCACCGAAGACAAGUACGCGGUGCGGUUCAUCCCGCGGGAGAACGGGGUCUAUUCCAUCGACGUCAAGUUCGAGGGGUCGCACAUCCCCGGGAGCCCCUUCAAGGUGCGCGUUGGGGAGCCGGGGCAGGCCGGGGACCCGGGGCUCGUGUCGGCCUAUGGGCCGGGCCUGGAGGGCGGCACUACAGGCUCCCCGGCAGAGUUCGUGGUGAACACGUCCAAGGCGGGCCCCGGGGCUCUGGCCGUCACCAUCGACGGCCCGUCCAAGGUGAAGAUGGAGUGCCGGGAGUGCGCCGAGGGCUACCGCGUGUCCUACACCCCCAUGGCCCCCGGCAGCUACCUCAUCGCCAUCAAGUUUGGGGGCCCCCACCACAUCGUGGGCAGCCCCUUCAAGGCCAAGAUCACCGGCCCGCGCCUCGUGAGCAGCCACAGCCUCCGCGAGAGCUCCUCGGUGCUGGUGGACGCCGGCGGGGGGGGCGCAGCGGCAGCAGGCGCGGGGGGGGCGCCCCCCGGAGGCCCCCCCCCGGGCUCGGACGCCGGGCGCGUGGUGGCCAAAGGGCUGGGGCUCAGCAAGGCCUUCGUGGGGCAGAAGAACAGCUUCACCCUGGACUGCAGCCGCGCCGGGAACAACAUGCUGCUGGUGGGGGUGCAGGGCCCGCGCUGCCCCUGCGAGGAGAUCGUGGUGAAGCACUUGGGGAACCAGCUCUACAACGUGAGCUACAUCCUGCGGGAGCGCGGGGACCACCUCCUGGUCAUCAAGUGGGGCGACCAGCACGUCCCCAACAGCCCCUUCCGCGUCACCGUGCCCUGAGGGGGGGCCCGCACCCCCCCACGGCCACCCCCAGCCCCGCUAGGGCACCCCCAGACCCGCUACGGGGACCCCCAGAUCCGUUCUUGGGGGGACUCGACCCAGUCUGGGGACACCCAAAUGGCGCUUUGGGGACACCCAAACCCGCUAUGGGGGGACUUCAACUCACUAUGGGACCCACAGACCCACUAUGGGACCCACAGCCACACUUUGGGGGGACCCACAGACCCACUUCGGGGGGACUCAACCCAGUUUGGGGACCCACAGACCUGCUAUGGGGGGACUUCAACUCGCUAUGGGACCCACAGCCACACUAUGGGGACCCACAGCCACACUUUGGGGUCACCCAGACCCACUUUGGAGACCCACAGACCCACUUUGGGGUGAUCCAGACCCACUUCAGGGGGACUCAACCUACCUUGGGGUGACCGAGACCCACUAUGAGGACACCCAGCCCCACUUCGGGGUGACAUCGCCCCACUUGGGGACAUCCAGCCCCACUUUGAUGACCCCCAAGCCCCACUUUGGGGACUGAACCCCACUUUGGGCCCCUCCCCCCACUUCAAUGACACCACCCUCCCCCCUUUGGGACCCCCCCGCUUUGGGGACCCCCUCCCACUCUGCCCCCCACCCCCACCCCAGGGUCCCGCUUUGGGCCCCACCACUGCCGCCCCCCACCUCUCCCACCCCCCCCGCCACUUCCCCUCCCCCCUCCCCCCUCCGCCGCCAUUUUGGCCCCUCCCCCCCGCCCCUCCCCCCCCUUUGUGGUUUUUUUUUUUCUUAUUUUAUUGGAAUUUUGUACCAGCCGCGGGGGGGCCCCUCCCCCCCCCUCCCCCCCAAUAAACUCGUUCUGCUUCA